AACCAAUGGAACAAACUCACAGGUGGCCAGUGCUGAAGACGUUUUUCCGUUAUAAUGUUAUAUUGACUUUUUGUUAAUUUUAGGAAGUCAAGGAAAAAAUAGAAGUGGAAAGCUGCAGGUGCAUUUUUCUAGUCAAUCACAUAUUUCAGCAUUGGAAGAUACUUGAAUUUCAAAGCACGAAAAAAUAAUGUUGAUAUGAUGCUAGAUAAAAGUUUACAACAGAGAGAGCAAGAAAAAAUUCAAGUUUCGAUAUUCAACCAAAAUGCAGUUCAAAUUUUAAUUAAUCAAGUGAGUAGUCUAUUGAAUAUCUACACUGAAAAAAAAAUAGUAUUUCCAGACUGCAUAUAAGUUGUUUCUUUUGCUAACUCUGCGCACUUAUUCUUGUGAAACUCCUCCAGUUCUGUAUAGUUGCAAAUAGAGGAGUGGAAGUUUUAUACUACAAGUUUUGUCUAAUAUCAGACAAGUGCUUCUCCCAUAUUUCGCCGACGUUCUCUUUCAUCUUGCACUGAGUUUUAUAGUGCGACACUAGCGUGAAAGAAGGCUUUUCACAUUCAGACCGCUUGAGGUCUACGCUGACAAGCUUUUUUUGACGUCUUCCUUUUAUUUUCUAGUAUUUAGCCAGGCAAGAUAUAGGUUUUCGUGGACACAUUGAAUCAGAAGGUAAUUUUCAUCAAUUAAUUAAACUGAUAUCAAAACACAAUCCAAUAAUUAAAGAAUGGUUAUCUGACAGAAAAAAUCGCCCAUAUCAAAUGAGACAAAAUAAUUUAGAGAGGAAGUUUUUGUAAUCUUCAAUUGUCGUUGUACUUUUAGGUUACUUACAUGGCAAAGAGAAGUCAAAAUGAAUUUAUUUCACUUAUUGAUGAUAGUGUGUUAAAUAUUGUUUUAAAUGAAGCAAAACAAGCUCCUUACUUUUCCAUCAUAGCAGAUUCUACUCCUGAUUCUAGUCGUCAAGAUUAG
Molecule: messenger RNA, 957 nt
Organism: Didymodactylos carnosus
Lineage: Eukaryota; Metazoa; Rotifera; Eurotatoria; Philodinida; Philodinidae
Source: the annotation of a GenBank genome assembly